UUCGGUGUCUUUUUCCCCAACAGAAACUGGCUCCUCGCCGCCCAGCCCACCGUCACUCACAAACCACCUCCACUUAAAAAACCCCUCUUUCUUUCUCUCCACAACCGGAAACGGAAAAUGGCCGCCGGAAUCCUCCCCUCAGCGACGGCGUUCCUCUCCGACGCCCCCAAACUCACUACCAAAACCGCCCUUAACUCUCUUUCACUCUCUACCAAUUUUCGCCAAAAAACCGUCUCCAACGGUGGAAGGACUCGCUGCAUGAAGACAUGGAAUCCGAUCAGCAACAAGAAAUUUGAGACUCUCUCUUACUUGCCCCCACUCUCUGAUGAAUCGAUUGCGAAGGAGAUCGAUUACAUGAUCUCAAAGGGAUGGAUCCCUUCUUUGGAAUUCGAUGAGGUGGGGUACGUGUCCAGGCAAAAUAGCCGGAUGCCUGGUUACUACGAUGGAAGAUACUGGACUUUAUGGAAGCUUCCCAUGUUUGGGUGUGCUGACUCCUCACAAGUGCUGAGAGAGAUAGAAGAGUGCAAGAGGACCUAUCCAAGUGCUUAUAUACGCUGCCUUGCUUUUGAUAACCAGAAACAAGUCCAAUGCAUGGCCUUCCUCAUCCAGAAACCCUCUCAAGCGUAAGGUUCAACUUGGUUCCUUUGGUUUAGGCCUGUUGCAACGAAACAGGAAUGCUACUUCUUUUUGUUGUGGAAAAUAAUGAUGCUCUUUAUGGAUAAUAAGUAAAUGAUGAGUGGGGUUUGAGCCAUUC
Messenger RNA from Amborella trichopoda, 754 nucleotides. Its product is annotated as ribulose bisphosphate carboxylase small subunit, chloroplastic. Lineage: Eukaryota; Viridiplantae; Streptophyta; Magnoliopsida; Amborellales; Amborellaceae. The record is from RefSeq and is a predicted model, not a curated record.